This is a messenger RNA of Atta colombica, 2564 nucleotides long. RefSeq lists its product as uncharacterized. The transcript has 13 exons. The record is from RefSeq and is a predicted model, not a curated record. Lineage: Eukaryota; Metazoa; Arthropoda; Insecta; Hymenoptera; Formicidae. The coding region runs from base 590 to 2401 and encodes 603 amino acids.
CGACGACGACGACGACGACGACGACGACGUCGACGACGUCGAAGUACGGGCGUAUCGUGGUGUGUCAUCGAAGCCAUUCAUCGCACGCUCUCGAAAUCACCGCGAAUCACCGGACGCGAGCCGUCGCGGGAUCGCGACUCGCGACAGGCCUUCUCCUUCCCUGGCUCCUUGUGUGUGUGUCUGGUAUCGUUCACGCUCGCUCGCGUUCGCCGCAUUCACGAGAAUCGCGAGAUCGCCUCGUUACGGUUCCGUGCACCUCGACGCCGUUUGAAAUACCACCUUGUCUGGAGGGCGGUAGUGAGACGGAGAGAGAAAGGAAGCGAAAGAGAGACAGUGACAGAGGGAGAAAGAAGCGCCCUGGCCGUUCGCGAAGGAUCGUCCUAUACGACGUUCCCUACUGUCACUUUCGUGCCGAGACCGAUACGGAUCGCACGAAGGCGCGGGUGUCCCGACCGAUGCCCCGUCGACUUAGGAUUUAGCCCGGUAGCAGUGCGAUCGUGCUGUGCGUUCGUUGUUAGUGCAUCAUGUGAUUACUUCCACAUCUCUGUAAUCUCUUCGCCACGGUGACGGAUACUAGCCAGCGUGAAGGAUGCAGGAACUGGCAUUCCCGCGCCGAAAAGGGAUCCUUGCCCCGCUAUCGGUGUUAGUGCUGCUGAUACUACCAUUGGUCGAUUUACCCUCUGCAAACGGAUCUUGCGAGUUUCCAUCGAGUUGGUCAGGAGAAUGGUUUCAGUAUGGCAAGCCUCAAUCAGUCAUUAUAAAUACGACCGUUCUCGGGGAACGAACAUGCCUCGAAAAAACGGAUGACAAAUAUAUCGUUUUCGGUGACAAUUGUUAUCACUGUAUGAUCAUCAAUGGACGCCAUGAGAACGUUAUUCAAUAUCGCGAAACAGGCUGGUGCAACUCGGAGCGAUUGCGUUUGGAAAACAUGUGCUCGGAAAUUACUUCGGAUGAUACGCUCUAUUCGAUGUUCCGUGUGAACUCGAAACCAAUAGCUUGCCCAUUCAGCGGAGCGUCGUUCACAUUCACGUAUAAUCGGGGUUACGGCGAAUGUGCUAUGCCUAUAAGUCUCGUGGAGAAAUGUACUGAUGAGAGCAAACUCCUUCUCAAGUAUCAGGCCUGUCCAGACGUCGUGGGAACCGAGAGCAACACCGAGGAAUUACAAUGUCUUGCCAGUUGGAACGAUGGUCGAAAUAAAUAUCUCGUGGGAACUUUGAAAGAAAGGAGCGCACUGAAUGACGCAAAAACUUACAGGUGUUUCCUGUAUGAAGAAAAGUCUCAUCAUCAGGGAAAGAUGAUUUAUUUACUUGCACAAUCCGGCGACCCUACUUGCAACGGUCUAACCACAGUUUCCGAAGGUUCACCCACCAUAAAACUUAUUAAAGUUGAUAAAGAGCACAGUAGAUGCAAAUAUCCUGCUUGGGUAACUCAACACCAUGACUGGCAUUCUCUCAAUGGUACGAAAAGCUAUCAUUUUACAAACAAGAACGCGACGCUGAGAGUAAAAAUGCAAGCACAAAAUACUGAUGGCGAAAUCGUCCAUGAGGAAAAAAUCGUUUGUCACAAUUUAGAGAAGCUAUAUCCGAAUGACAAUAUGCAAGGAAAUAAAGUGAAACUGGUUGCUCAUGUCACCAGCGGCUGCGAUAUUGGUUACGUUUGUAUGAUAUUUCACAAAAGAGACAGCCAUAUCAUUGAGAUACAGCAGUCAGAUCAAAAAGCAAUUAUGCCAGAGGAAGCGUGCUCAAUGUCUGAUCCCUCCACGAGGCCGUAUACGACCUUAAUAACCACAUUCUUGCAUCAGAGAAGAUGUCCUAAUUCAGGACAGUAUGAGAUUUUGAAUUUUGCUUCAUUGGAUGCAUUGUCAGCUGCCGCACCGAGUCGGCAGCGGCGUAGCGAGCUGUCGAGAACGACCAAGAGGCGAACUUGGCAGGAAAAUGAAAACGAGGAAUGCAGAAGUACGGAUAUUCAAAUUGGCUGCACCCCGUCCGAUCAAGCCGAAAUAAUAAUCGGCAACACGUGCGAACAUGAAAAGAUUGCCUAUUCUUGUCACGGCAGCUGGGAAGAGAAAGGAAUGUGGUAUACGAUAGCGUCGCAACGGAAUUCUGAAAUUUCAGGCAGUACAGGACAAACGUUUUGUUUUUCUAUGCUUCUCAAAAACGCCAAAGACAAAGGCAGCAGACAGAAGCAAGAAAAAGAAUUAUGGCUUUCGAGGCCAUCGCGUACUUGUCAAAGAGAAGUCAAGGAUGAAUGGACGUAUAGACUGUCCAAUCAAGGAAUGUGCGAGGUCUUAAUGAAAACUCCAAACGCAGCGUCUGCUUCGUCGUUAUCUCAGCUUCUGUUUAUUUUACAUAUAGUAACUUACACCGCUAUUAAUACGCUAUGCGUAUUACUUUCGAGAUGAUCUGCAGCUAUUAUGUAAGACUGUCUAAGUACUGUAAUUUCCAGCACGAAUUCUCAGGUAUUGCGUGUUUCUGGAAGUGUAUAUAGCUCAAAAAGUUUGUAAGCUAUUGACCGAUCGAUGAGCUGUCGUAAACAGUGGGAAAUAUGCAGCUAAAUAGUUAUUA